Messenger RNA from Miscanthus lutarioriparius, 2421 nucleotides. NCBI's taxonomy places the organism in Eukaryota, Viridiplantae, Streptophyta, Magnoliopsida, Poales, Poaceae. The record is from the annotation of a GenBank genome assembly.
AUGGCUAGAAAUGGUGGUGCUGGUGCUGGGUUUGUGGCUGCAUCUGCAAUGCUGCCUGGUGGGUCUACCUUUGCCCCAGCUGGUGCAAAUGCUGGUGUUCCUCCUCCUGCUGCUGCUCUUUCUGCUAAUGCUGCUGCUCUUCCUGCUGAUGCUCCUCCUACUGCUAGUGCUACUGAUGGUGCUGGUGUAGCAGCUAGGGUAGCAAUGAGGUGGACAACCAACACCUCAGGCUUUGUCCUUAGGAGGAUGAGCCAACUGAUUAAGAGUGGGGCUAGAGCUAAUAAGGGAUUUAAGGAGAACGAGGUGAACCAGGUAGCCAAGCUCCUGAGAGAGUAUAGUGGUGAGAAAGUGACCUCCACCCAGGUGUACAACCACCUGUGGAAGUGGAGGCAGAGGUGGGGUAGAAUCUGCAAGCUUAAGGACCUUAGUGGAGCCCUUUGGGAUGAGGAUGUGAAAGCAAUCAUGCUAGAUCCUAAGCAUUACAUUGGCCAUAUCAAGGACCACCCAAAAGAUGCUGAGCUUCUAAACACCCCCCUGAGGUUCUAUGAUGAGAUGCAAACCAUCUUUAGUAAUGGUAUGACAACCGGUAGGUUUGCUGUUGGCUCAAAUGGGCCCUUAGGUGUGAACUCCUACCAGGCUGACAGUGGCUUAGGAAAAGUGGAAGGGUCAUAUGGCAACCAUGCUGCUAGGGAGAAGAUUGAUCAGGGGGAAGGCAGCAAGGCAACUGAGCUGCUUACCUUUAAUGGUGGUAGGAAGAGGAAGAGGCCCUACUUUAGUGAGGAGGAGGUCCCCACCAUGACCAACAUGACAGAUGUAGUGAACAAUGUAGCCAAUGCCCUUAGAGAGACUGGCCCUGCUCAUGUGGAUGCUGACUUGUAUCAUGCUAUGAUGGACAUGUCUGGCUUUAGCAAACAAACACGCCCUCCUCUGUUUUGUUCUAUUUGCUACUUCAUCGGUGCCACCCGUGACUGUUAUGAGAAGUUGCCCACCACCUUCCAGGGGUCCAGUCAUGUCCAAGCCGCUGCCUUCCGCCUGGGCCAGCGCGUGCACGCCGCCGACGACCCCGGCCGCGUAGGCACGGUGCGCUACCUGGGCCCCGUAGAGGGCCACGCCGGAGACUGGGUCGGUGUCGACUGGGACGAUGGCGCUGGCGGCCGGCACGACGGCUCGCUCGCUGGCCGCCGAUACUUUGUCGCCGCAGGAGAGUGCUCGGCCUCCUUCGCGCGCCCCACCGCGCUCAGCGGAGGGAUCUCGCUCCGGGACGCGCUCCGCCUACGCUACCGCGUUCAGGACUUCACCAAGGAGGAACAGGAUGAGAUGUAUGUCUUCUCGACAAGCCAGAAGCGUGUCUCGGUUGAAUUUGUUGGCACAGACAAAGUUCAGGAGAAGCUCAACAACUUCAAUGAGUUGACCAGUGCAUCCGUUUCGAACAUGGGAGUGAGCUCAAUCGGAGCACCGGAUGAACUAAAGAGUUUGGUUCCAAAUCUCAGAUUUCUUGACUUAACUGGAAAUCUAUUCUCACAGUGGCAAGUUAUAUCCUCUCUUUGUCAAGCACUGGCAUCCCUGGAAGUUCUUAAUUUGACAAACAAUACCAUGGAGAAUGAUGUUGCAGAAACUCCAAUGCUCGAGAAUAUCCAACUUCUUGUUCUCAACAACUGUGGUGUAACAUGGGAACUGAUUGAAAAGAUUAAAGUUUCCUUUUCAUGUAUCAGUGAACUCCACCUGAUGUCAAACAGGUUCAAUAUGAUCAUGUUUGGAAUAACUCCAUUUGAACAAAAACAGGUUAAAGCAUAUGUCAAGUAUCCAUCUAAUCUUUUGCCAGAUGGAUCUCUUGAUGAUGCAGCUGCUGUGCCGUUUGAAAAUUUGCAAGUUCUUUUGUUAGGAUCUAAUGACAUAGAUGACUUUUCUUCAGUGGAUUCACUUCUGUUCCCAAGUUUAAGGGAUGUCAGGCUUUCUGAUAAUCCUAUAGCUGAUCCUGCCAAGAGUGGUGCUCCUCGUUUUGUGCUUGUUGCUCGAGUUGGAAAAGUUGGAAUACUAAAUGGCAGUGAGAUAAGCCCACGUGAACGGAGGGAAUCUGAAAUACUAUAUGUCCGCCUUGUAAUGGGAAAAAUAGAAUCAAAUGACCCAGAAGAGAUCAAACGGCUGCACCCUAGAUUUGCUGAACUGAAGUCCUUUCAUGGUAUUGAAGAUGAGAAACCAACUUCAAGCACAUCGGGGCCACAAAAGAUGGCUUCUGGUCUUAUAAGUGUUACAUUGAAAUGUGUGGGGCCAUCAAUGGGUGAAAAGCAACCACUGACAAAGAAACUGCCUGCUACAGCAACUGGAUGCCCUCUACCACAACUUCUUGAGGAGAACACGGCCUCUCUCAUGGAGCUUGGAAUUGGCUCGGGCGCGACCAUUGUUGUGGACGAAGAGAGUUAG